CAGACAAUUCCCACCUCACAAGACACCGGCUCGGAACAGUAUUACGUACCCGUUCUGAUCGAAAAUGGCAUCGCUGGAGGAAUGGGUCGAGCCGGACUUCCAUCAGGUCAACCUCGACAUCGAAGCUCAUCUAAAGAACGAACGGGGUUACAAGUUGGAUGCCGACGACCAGAUAUGUAAGGACAACCUCGAACCCGAAGGAUGUCCCCUCGGCGCCAACUGUCCUCUCCGCCAUACAACACCCAGCCGGGCCAACUUUCAACCCCCUCCCCCUAUCCCUUCACACCCACGUGAUAGAGAAAAAGUCUUGACGGUCUGCAAGCAUUACCUGAGAGGACUUUGUAUUAUGGGCAAGAAUUGCGAGUUCUUGCACGAAUACGACCUGAGGAGGUUUCCGGAAUGUUGGUGGUGGGGCACGUAUGGGUUCUGUUCGGCCGGGGAUGAGUGUCUUUAUUAUCAUCCGAAAGUGAGGAAGAGGGAGUGUGAGGAUUAUAAUCGGGGGUUUUGUCGAUUAGGUCCGGAGUGUCCGAGAAAACAUAUUCGACGGACAAUGUGUCCUUUCUACAUGGCCGGCUUCUGUCCCGACGGACCUCAAUGUACAAUGGGCCACCCAUCCCCCAAUCUCCCUUCGGCGCAAGCCUACGACCCUCCCACCCCUCCUCUCCAAAAAGACGUCGGUCCCCCACCUCCAGGGUACGGAAGAUAUGAUUUGUACGAUCCCUUCAACCCGGCACAUUGGCAAGUCUGGGCCGGCGUCGGCGGUAGUUCCGGAGGAAGGUUCGGUGGCUAUAACAACAAUGGCGGUGGGGGGUACAAUAACGCACCUCAAGCGAUCCCGAGUAAUAUCGACGAGGCGGCGAGGUCUGCGGCUGUCAAUCUGGCACAUCGGAUGGGUCUACGGGAUAUUCCCGAUGACGGAGGAAGGGCACAAGGGGGGAACCUGUGGAGGUAUACGGCCAUGGUGGAAAAGGGGCUCAUCAAACCUCCGAGCGAGGGAGGGAAGGGGUGGAAAUCGGCCGACGAGUUAAGGACGGUCACAUGUUAUCGAUGCGGAGAGAAAGGUCAUUACGCGACGGUCUGUCCGAACCCGGCCAAACCUGGAGAUCGAGGUGGCUUGAACCGAAGACGAAAGUGGCAAGAAGGCGAUCCCCCGCUCUGAGCCUUGUCCAAAGGCGGAAAUGGUCGGAUCGGCGCUGGUAUGUGCGGGGUGGGUUGGGAUGUUGUAUCAAGCUUUGCAUUGUAUUUCGCAACAACGGUGGCGUGGGUAUCGUAUGUCGUAUCGAUCAUACGAUCGAUCUUACCAGUAGCAUGACAUGACGUGCCUGCCUG
Molecule: messenger RNA, 1329 nt
Organism: Filobasidium floriforme
Lineage: Eukaryota; Fungi; Basidiomycota; Tremellomycetes; Filobasidiales; Filobasidiaceae
Exons: 6
Coding region: 65-1159 (364 amino acids)
Molecular function (GO): RNA binding; zinc ion binding
Source: RefSeq, a predicted model, not a curated record